Messenger RNA from Pelagomonas calceolata, 5926 nucleotides. The record is from the annotation of a GenBank genome assembly. NCBI's taxonomy places the organism in Eukaryota, Pelagophyceae, Pelagomonadales, Pelagomonadaceae.
AUGGGCGGCGGUGUAUCAUCUCUGCCGGUGGAGGUCUCGCUUGCCGAGGCGAAGGAGCUCGCGGGCGCCAGGUGGCAGCCCGCGUGGGAGGAGAAGUUCGCGGACGCCAAGAUCUCCAGGGACGAGGCGUUGAAGUGCUGGAAGGACGCCGAGGCCAAGGCCGCGAUCUCCGAGGAGCUCUACGAAAAGCUCCACGGCACCAACCGCUCCGGCGCUGCAGAGGCGCUGGACUUCUCGGCGAUCGUGAACGAGAAGCGCGGGCAGCACCUGCCCGGCACGCGCGAAUGGGUCUUCGAGGCGGUGCUCCGCUGGCGGACCGACCCGGAUAGCGCGAAGCUCUUCUGGCUUGUCGGCGGCGGCGGCACCGGCAAGAGCGUGGCAGCGGCCGAGCUGCUGGCGAGACUGCUCGACAAGCAAAACGCGGCCGCGUGGCAUUUCUGUAAGCACACCGAGCCGGCGCGAUCGGCGCCAGCGGUGCUGCUGCGCUCUCUCGCGGGCAUGCUGUCUGCGACGGUGCAGGGCUUCGAAGACGCGCUCAAGAAGAGCGCGAGCGUCGAGACCGACAAGGUCGACGAGCUCUUCGAGGCUUUAUUAGCCAAGCCGCUGCGAGGCGUCGAGGCGCCCCGAGGCGCGGAUGACGCCCUCGUAUUAAUCAUAGACGCACUCGACGAGCUGCCGCGGGACGCGCUUAAGCCCGUGCUGUCGCUGCUCGCGAACGAGCUCAAGACGCUGCCGCCGUGGAUCAAGAUAGUCGCGACGAGCCGCGACGAGGCGCAGAUCAAAGUUGCCCUCUCAGGCUACACGCCGUCGGAGCUCCGCGUCGACGAGGCGCGGAACCGUCAGGACGUGAGGGCGUACCUGACUGAACUCGCGAAGGAGCACGUCGAGCUCGAGGUGACGAUGGACUCGCUGCGGCAUGAGGUCGAGGCGAAGUUCCCGGGCUUGAAGAAUCUCGACACGUUCGCCGACCUCGAGGAUCCGCUGCGCCGGUCGAAGGGCGCGUACGACGAGGCGGUCCGCGGCGUUGCUGGGAUCCACGAGCUCGAAAAGUAUAAGGAGCGACGUCUCGACUUGAUACAAGACGAGACUGACUUCGACAAGCUCUACGCCGACGCAUCGCUGGCGCAGACAAUUCUGGUCGAUGCGCUGAAGACGCUCCCUGGCGACGUGUCGGAUCCGGGCGUGAAAGGGCGUGGAUCCGCGGAGCGCAAGCUCGCGGACAAGUACACCGACAAGAAUGGGGUGCCACAUCCCGAGAAGUUUCGGGACCUCUCGCGCGCGACGGUCCUUUCCGGGAGCGCUACUGACCUACUGAAGGUGCUGACUGAAUUGGACGGCGGCAGCCUUGGGCUGGAGAUCGCGCAAUUAAAGAACAAGUUUGCCAGUCCGACGCCGCUCGGCUACCGCGAUAUGAAUUUGAACGUCAGCGUGCGCCUCGACGACGGCCGAAAACAUCUCGCCGAGGUUCAGCUGAAUUUAAAGAGCGUCGCGGAUGCCAAGCACAUCGCCCACGAGCAGUACGAGGUGAUUAGACUGGCGUUGCCGAAGAUGUGCGAGGGCACAAGCGUUGGCGCGGGUGCGCUUGAGGCCUUUAUUGCCGAGCGUCUCAACUCGUCGGCGCUCGACGCGGCUGUCACUUCGCUCGAACGGAAGGCCGGUGGACUGAUGCUCUACGCGCGCCUCAUCGCGGACCAGCUCGCGUCCACGACGGGCAAGAUCGACUUUGCGAGCGUUGGCGCGCUGCCGGCGGGCCUCGACGAGAUCUACGCGGAGAACUUUCGACGCGUGUUUGUCGAUGAUGGCACGUGGGGCGACGCGCUGCCGCUGGUCGAGCUUGUCUGUGCCGCGGCCGAGCCGCUGACCGUCGACGCGGCGAGUGGUGCGCUGGGCUGGGAUCGAGCGCGGUGCAAGAAGGUCUGUGACGGCGUAUCGCUGCUCUUCCCGCUGCGCGAGGGCGACGUGAUUGGUGUUUUACAUAAGACUGUCACGGACUGGCUGACGGGCGAGGCGCCGUUCGACAAGCGCUCUUCUGAGGAUGCGUUCUUCGUCGCACGGGACACGGCGCACCGGCGGCUGGCGCGGGCGUGUGCUCGGGCAAUUCGUGCUGGGGUUCUGGAUACGGAGUCGUAUUCGAGCGACGCGGCCGCGGACGUGGCACUGGCUUCAUUCGUGGAGGGCGACGGCGGCGCGGCGGCGGAUGCUUACGCGUUGCGCUGGUGCUUGUUUCACAUGAAGCGGUCUAGAAACGAGGGUGAGGCUGUCACAGUCGCCUGCAGUCUGUCGUACGUGCUGAAGCGGAGUGACUGCGACAUUGUUUCUUUCGUGGCGGACCUGAACGUUCUUCAGGGCCAGGACACACUGCUGCUGUCCGACUCCUUGGUGUUGUCGCGGAACGCGAUGGCGCUUGGUGUACCAUUGGUCGAGCAAGUGUGGCAGCGGUUGAUGCCGCGCGCAAACGCUGAGUCGGCCGCGGGCCGCCUGGCCGAGGAUCUGAGACGCGUCGCGAGCAAGAUUUCGCUCUCGGCUGUGCGGCCGAUGGGUCUGACGGCGGCGGGUGGGGCGGAGCGCUGCCGGAUCGAGGUUGGUGCUCGUUGCUUGGCGACGUUCGUGGAUCCGGCGACGGGCGAGCCGCGUGUUGCUUGCGGUGGUGGUGAGCGAGUGAGUAUCUAUGAUCCGGUCGCGGGUGGCGCGGCGCUGGUCGUGAUUAAGGUGGGUUCGAAGGUGAAAGCGCUGGCGGUCUUCAGAGACCCGGCGACGGGCGAGUCGCGUCUGGCUUGCGGAUGUGAAGAUGGGAUGGUGCGCAUCUUCGACCCGGUCGCCGGUGGCGAGGCACUGCUUGUGAUCGAAGUGGGUGGUGAGCUGGCGGUCUUCACAGACCCGGCGACGGGCGCACCGCGGCUUGCUUGUGGAGGGAGAAUCUUUGACCCUAUUGCGGGCGGUGAGGCGCUGGUCGUGCUCAAGGGAGGUGGUCAGCUGGCUGUCUUCACGGACCCGGCGACGGGCGCGCCGCGGCUUGCAUGCGAGUCGGACGACGGGAAGGUGCGAAUCUUUGAUCCGGUCGUGGGUGGUGACGCGCUGCUUGUGCUAGAUAUUGGUUCUGACGUGUUCGCACUGGCGGUCUUCAAGGAACCGGCGACGGGCUCGCCAAGGCUCGCGUGUGGCUGUAAAGACGGAAAGGUGCGCGUCUUCGACGCGGUUUCUGGCGGCGAGGCGCUGCUCGUGCUCGACGCGGGCGAUAGCUCGCUGGUGAUAUUUGAGGACCGGGCGACGGGCGCGCUGCGGCUCGCGAGCGGGUCGGGCGACAGAAAGGUGCGCGUCUUCGACCCACUUGCGGGCGGCGAGGCGCUGGUCGUGCUCGAGGGGCACACAGGCAAUGUAAACGCUUUGACAGCUUUCACGGACCCGGCGACGGGCGAGCCGCGCCUCGUGAGCGGAUCGACUGACGUCCGAGUCUGGAACCCGGCGGCGAGCGGCGCGGCGAUCAAGGCAGAGUCCGAGGGGCACUCUCACGAUGUGAAUGCUUUGCUAACCUUUGUGGAUCCGGCGACAGGCGCGCUGCGGGUCGCGACCGGGUCGUAUGAUAAGACGAUUCGCGUGUGGGACGCGGAGACUGGCGGUGGGCUGCUCGUGAUCGACGGCGGCGAGAGAGUGGAAGCGCUGGCGUUCUUUGUGGACCCGGCGACGGGCGGGCCGCGACUUGCUUGUGGUUCUGGCAAUAAGGUGCUCGUCUUCGACCCGGUCGCGGGCGGCGAGGCGAUGGUCGUGAUUGAUGUGGCUGCAUUUGCGCUGGCGGUCUUCAAAGACCCGGCGACGGGCGAGCUGCGUUUAGCUUGUGCAGCGGGCGAGCAGGUGCGCAUCUACGAUCCGGUCGCCGGUGGCGAGGCGCUGCUUGCGCCGCCUGCGCCGCCCCACUGGCCCACGACGCGCCGCGUUGUGUUAGAUGUUGGACCCGCUAUUGUGACUCGAGUGCCCGAUGGACGUGGUCGGCUGGCAGUCUUCACGGACCUGGCGACGGGCGCGCCGCGGCUCGCUUGUGGUGCACGUGGUGAUGGGAAGGUGCGCACAUAUGACCCGGUUGCGGGCGGAGAGGCAUUGGUCGUGCUCGAGGGACACACGGAAUCGGUGUGGGCGUUGACCGUUUUCGAAGACCCGGCGGCGGGUGGCCUUCGCCUCGCGAGCGGAUCAAUAGACAACAAGGUGCGCGUCUGGGACUUGGCCGCGGGCGGCGCGGCGUUGUUUGUGCUCGGGGGACACACGGCACCUGUUAUGGCGCUGAUGCCCUUCGCGGACCCGGCGACGGGCGAGACGCGGCUCGCGAGCGGGUCGCUGGACAAGACUUUGCGGGUGUGGGACGCAAACAAGGGCGGCGCGGCGCUGCGAGUGGUUGCUUUUGAUGAUACUGUUUGGGCUUUGACCGUCGGGCGCGACACGAGCGGGCACUUCGUGGCUUUCGGGAAGCGGUGGGGGGAGUUGCGCGUCGAGAGCGGCACGACGCCACUGACGCUAGCAUGCUAUCAGGGUGACGUCGCCGCAAUAAGCGAUCUUGUUCAGCAGGGCGCUGGCGUCGAUCAGGAAGAUAGUGACGGUUAUACGCCACUGUUCGUCGCGAGUUUGAAAGGGCACGUCGAUGUCGUGCGCGUGCUGCUUGAUGCGGGCGCCGCGGUUGAUAAGCGGCGUGAGGGUGAUUGGUCGCCGUUUGGGAUUGCGUGUGCUCUUGGACACGUCGACGUGGCGACGCUAUUGGUGGAGCGAGGUGCAGCUGUCGAUUUGUGCUUGGAUGGGGCGAGGCCGCUUCUUGUUGCUAGUCGGAACCAGAAUCUCGGCGCGAUGCGGUUAUGUCUCGAGCACGGCGCCAAUGUGAAUUGCGCCGACAAGGAGGGGACUACGGGUCUGCAUGUCGCCUGCCAGAAUGGUCACGUCGACGCUGUGCGACUGCUUUUAGAUAAUGGCGCGGAGGUCGACCGGGUGAAGGAGAGCGCGGACUCGGACUCGGACUCGGACUCGGACUCGGACUCGGACUCGGACUCGGACUCAGGAGUGACCCCACUUAUCGUUGCCUGCCAGAACGGCCACGUCGACGUGGUGCGGCUGUUGUUAGAUAAAGGAGCCGAGGUCGACCGGGCGAGAGAGGGCGGCUUUACGCCGCUGUACAUUGCCUGCCAGACCGGCCACGUCGACGCGGCGCGGCUGUUGCUGGACAAAGGCGCGGAGGUCGACCGGGCGAAUAAGUACGAUGAGACGCCGCUGAUUGUCGCCUGCCAGGAGGGCCACGUCGGCGCGGCGCGGGUGCUGCUGGACAAUGGCGCGGAGGUCGAUCGGGCGCAGGAGAACGGUACGACGCCGCUGAUCAUCGCCUGCGAGAACGGCCACGUCGACGCGGUGCGGCUGUUGUUAGAUAAAGGCGCGGUGGUCGACCGGGCGAAUAAGCGAGGCAGAAGGCCGCUGGACAUAGCGAAGCGUAAUGAUCAUGACGCGGUUGUCGCGCUGCUCGAGGAACACUUGGAUUCGAAGUUCCCACUUCACGCUGCGGCAAGGACCGGCGACGUCGAGGCGAUGACUCCACUCCUGGACGGUGGCGCAGAGGUAGACGCAAAGAAGGACGGCGCGACGCCGCUGUACGUCGCCUGCGAGAAGGGUCACGUCGACGUGGCGCGGCUGCUGUUAGAUAAAGGCGCGGAGGUCGACCGGGCGGACGAGGACGGCUUUACGCCGCUGUACGCCGCCUGCGAUCAGGGCCACGUCGACGCGGUGCGGCUGUUGCUGGACAACGGCGCGGACGUUAAUAAGGCGGACGAGGACGGCGAAACGCCGCUGUCCAUCGCGGAAGAAAUGGGCCACUCGGCCGUCGUCGCGCUGCUCAAAAAGCACUCUAGGUCAAGUGGGGCUUGUAUGGUGUGCUAGAGUUUGGAGCAUCAGAAUGGCGUCA